AUCACACACAGAAAAAAGAGUCAAAACCCGUUCUCUCGCACUGAGACGCCUCUCUCUCACCGCCUCCGUCGUCUCUUUCGCUGAAGUAGAAGAUUCUCCGGCAACUUCGGUGAUUCCUCAUUCUGGUUUCUUGUGGAGCAAAGAGGGUAUGUGCGGAUGAAUCUUCUCCAGUCAUAUGAAUUCUCAAGAAGAAGUAGUAGAGCAAUGGGAAGCUCUUGACCUUGGUGACUCUGAGCUCCCUUCUUUCCUCCGCCCUUGCAAACGCAAAUCUCCAUCAAGGCCUCCUCUGCAACCAACGACGCCACGGCUUAAUCCAAAGACAAACCAUCAGACUCUUCUUCGCCGCUGCUCCUCCCGGCCGGGAGAUCGUUUUCUUGACGAGAGUCAUUCCCGCUCUUUGAUUCCAGGACCUGCUGGGACUGUUCAAGUGGCAAUCCGCAGAAAGAUGAAUAAGGAUCCGAAAUCGUUUGAUGAGCAGGGAGAACCGAUUCCAACUCAAGAGUUCAUAUGUAAAGCUGCUGAAGAGCCUGAUUGGGAUGACAAGGAUUUCUCUGAGGACCCUUGGGUCUCUGCUGUUGAAGGUUUGCUGAGCAACGGUGGGAGAGCUAUUGGGACACCGUUGAGCGAGAUUAAGAGCGUAUGUUGCAGUUGGGGUAAGGUCGACCAGGUCGUGGCAAUUGUCAAAACCUGCACUCCAAAUGGUCUAGGUGAUAUCAUGGUGACUCUUAAGGAUCCCACUGGAACAAUCGAUGCCAGCGUGCACAGGAAAGUGAUAUCUGAUAGUGAAUUUGGAAGAGAUAUACGAGUUGGUGCAGUGGUGAUACUUAACAAGGUUGCAGUCUGUGCACCUUCACGGUCCUCACGCUAUCUUAACAUAACGCUGAAGAACAUCUCCAAGGUUAUCACAAAGGAGACUCCUGUUUUACCUGAUGAGAGCCAUUUCGAAACGAGUGCCAAGAAUCCUGUUCCAGUGAAUGGUAAGGAGAUAAAAACAUAUAUUGAGUUUCUUUCACAGUUCGGUCGAGAAACUCAAACAGAAAACGAGGAAGAUUUGCGAAUGCGACCCAAAGUGUUUCCUGUGGAGCAAGGAACCACUCACGGAAUCAUGAACAGUCUCAGAAGAAAUGCCACAGAAAGCAAUGAAGCAACCACUGACGUAGAAAUGGAAGAAACGAAUCCAACAGUGGAAAGCAACUCCUGGCUAAAAGGGGUGGCCAAGAACCAGUUUCAAGCCAGAAUGGACCUGACCCACUUGGGAAAGCAUGAUUCAAGCAGCCAAACAGGAAUUGCAGCAAGCAGGACAACCUCAAACACUCGAGAACAGCAACUGCAAGAAGAUGUGGCUACAGAGACUAAUACAGCUGAUGACAUUAGACCGGCCAAAAAGAUCAGUAGAAGUCGUGAACCUCAAAGUGGUGUGCUAGACGGGGUAAUGGGGAACUCUGAUGAAGUUACAUCAGGAUCUAAGGUCAACAAAUCUCAGCCCAUGGCGUCUUCCAGCUUGGUGCCACAGUGGACCGACGAGCAACUUGAAGAACUCUUUGAUUUUGACUAAAAUUGACAGUGUGUGGGUUUUCGUUGAUGCAAGAACUGUUCUACUUUACAGAUAGCCGUGACUUUCAAGUAAAAGUUGCGCUGAAAUGCUGAAACUAUUAACAGAAACUUUCGACCCUUCUUGUUCUCUUUACUCAAUCACAGGUGUAAAUAUCAAAAUAAAAAAAGUUUCAACAAAAUU
This is a messenger RNA of Brassica oleracea var. oleracea, 1735 nucleotides long. RefSeq lists its product as uncharacterized. Bases 176 to 1555 code for a protein of 459 amino acids. Gene Ontology annotation, biological process: recombinational repair. The record is from RefSeq and is a predicted model, not a curated record. NCBI's taxonomy places the organism in Eukaryota, Viridiplantae, Streptophyta, Magnoliopsida, Brassicales, Brassicaceae. The transcript has 7 exons.